This is a messenger RNA of Ichthyophthirius multifiliis, 299 nucleotides long. RefSeq lists its product as hypothetical. The transcript has a single exon. NCBI's taxonomy places the organism in Eukaryota, Ciliophora, Oligohymenophorea, Hymenostomatida. The record is from RefSeq and is a predicted model, not a curated record. The annotation marks the transcript as partial. Gene Ontology annotation, molecular function: cysteine-type endopeptidase inhibitor activity.
AUUAAUUAAAAACAAAAAAAAAACCUUUAAUAAAAAUGAUGUGCGGUGGCCAUUAAGAUAAAGAAAUUACAUAAGGAGAUAAAGAUUUAGUUUAACAUCACUUAAAUGACAUUAACUAAUUACUUGGAAAAAGCUAUACAGGUUUACAAGUCAAUUCGGUUUAAUAAUAGGUUGUUGCAGGAACUAAUUAUACAUUUGUUUUAACAACUAAUGAAGGAAAUAAAAUUGAAGUAAGAGUUUUCAAACCUUUACCUCAUACAAACUAGCCUACAUCUGUUACUUAUGCUAAGGACGUUUGA